This is a messenger RNA of Neogale vison (American mink), 1608 nucleotides long. RefSeq names its product bromodomain-containing protein 4-like. Gene Ontology annotation, biological process: virion assembly. The coding region runs from base 1 to 1608 and encodes 535 amino acids. Gene Ontology annotation, molecular function: nucleic acid binding; zinc ion binding. The record is from RefSeq and is a predicted model, not a curated record. NCBI's taxonomy places the organism in Eukaryota, Metazoa, Chordata, Mammalia, Carnivora, Mustelidae. The transcript has a single exon.
AUGGGACAGACAGUGACUACCCCCUUAAGUCUGACCCUAAGCCACUGGAGCGACGUCCGGGACCGGGCAAACAACCAGUCGGUGGAAAUACGGAAAAAGAAAUGGGUCACCCUCUGUUCCUCCGAAUGGCCCACUUUCAAUGUAGGAUGGCCACGCGAUGGCACCUUUAACCUCGAUAUUAUUUCUCAGGUGGAAGCCAAAGUUUUCAGCCCCGGGCCCCAUGGACACCCCGAUCAGGUGCCCUACAUUGUCACCUGGAGGGCUCUAGCUUCAGACCCCCCACUUUGGAUCCAGCCCUUUGUUCCCCUUCCUAAACCCUGCUCUUCCCCUAUCACCCCCACCGCCCCGCCUCCCCUAAGAGAGCAAUUGUCCCAUCCCCAACCCACUCCUCCUCCACCCACUCCUACUUCCUCUUCUCUUUACCCCGCCCUCACCCCGCUCCAAGACAAGUCCCCAAAACCCCCCAAGCCUGCUCCCGUUUUGCCUCCAGACACGGGGUCCCCUCUUAUCGACCUGUUAACAGAAGAACCUCCUCCAUACCCGGAGGCUGCAACAGAAGAGCGAGAGCCUAGUUCUCUGGCGUCACCCAUUGCGGGGCGCCUUAGGGAUCGACGUGUGCAGCCUCUGAGCCAAGCCUCCCAGGCUUUCCCCUUGAGGGAGGGUCCAAAUGGUCGGCCACAGUAUUGGCCCUUUACCGCUUCCGACCUUUAUAACUGGAAGCAGCAUAACCCCCCCUUCUCUAAGGACCCCGUCGCCCUGACUAACUUGAUUGAAUCUAUUCUAGUUACCCAUCAACCCACUUGGGAUGAUUGUCAGCAGCUGUUGCAGACUCUGCUGACCUCGGAGGAAAAACAGAGAGUCCUCCUGGAAGCCCGAAAGAACGUACCGGGCGAUGAUGGGCGACCAACCCAGUUGCCCAAUGAGAUCGACACAGCCUUUCCCUUAACCCGCCCAAAUUGGGAUUUCGCCACACCUGCAGGUAGGGAGCACUUUCGUCUCUAUCGCCAGUUGCUCAUAGCGGGUCUCCGAGCAGCCGUGAGAUGGCCCACUAAUUUGGCUCAGGUUAAGCAAGUAAUACAGGGGAAGGAAGAAACACCUUCUGCCUUUCUAGAAAGACUUAAGGAGGCUUAUAGAAUGUACACCCCGUAUGACCCUGAUGAUGAAGGGCAAGCAACUAGUGUAUCAAUGUCCUUUAUCUGGCAGUCAAGCCCUGACAUUAGGAGCAAAUUACAGAGAUUAGAAGGGCUACAGGGGUAUACGCUGUCUGACUUAUUAAAAGAGGCAGAAAAGGUGUUCAAUAAGAGAGAAACUCCAGAAGAGAAAGAGGAGAGAAUGUGGUUAAGAAUGAAAGAGGCACAGGACGAGAGAGACAAGAAGCGGAGCAAGGAAUUGACUAAGGUAUUGGCCACCGUAGUCACUCAGGGACAGAACAGAGAGGGAGUCAGACUGGGAGAGCGAGAACGAAGAGGGACCAAACUAGACAAAGACCAGUGUGCCUAUUGUAAGGAAAGAGGACACUGGGCACGAGAGUGUCCCAGGAACCCCAAGAAUCUCAGAGGACCCCCGACGCCCAAACCACUGACUUCCCUACUGACGUUGGAAGACUAG